AUGUACAGAUUAUUUAUUUUUACUUUAGAAUGGAGUGGAGCGACGGGUGGGCCUCCAGCAGAAGUCGUGUUAAGACUGCAUCCACCAUCGUCAACCUCGCGCGUGAACGGCUCACUGCCUGACAUUGAUGGUAGCGGGGUCGUAGUACGGGCCGAAGAAGCGUUGAUAGUUGCUUUCGUCCUACUCCUAUGGGUCGCAGCCAUAGCACUGUUCUUCAAUCGUUGGGGCAAGAUCAGAAUGCUGGAGCCGUAUCAGCCCAAGUUUCAGCAACAGCAUCGACAGAGCUGCGCCCUCGCUGAAAAUUCUGUGUCAGUUCCUCCUCACAACUCGGUCUUCGUAAGUAGCAUGGGCGGUAUGGCACUCAUACCUGAAAGUCCACCUCGACGCUCAAGAUCUGCUGCCGACCUUCCAGCACUUGUUCCACCAACAGACCAUAAUCACUCAACAUCCAGAUCCUCCAGAGCAGCGAGUCUUCACAGUGCAGUAGACUUAAGAGUAGCGCCUUCACCCAGAACAUCAAGAGCAGCAAGUUUACAUUCAGCGGUUGAUAUGCCUCCAGGAUCUGUACAAGUACAUGUGAGAGGGUCAGUUACAAACUUGAACAGGCCAAGAAGUCCUAGACGACUAACUAUAACUAAUGUUUAA
This is a messenger RNA of Arctia plantaginis, 645 nucleotides long. The record is from the annotation of a GenBank genome assembly. Lineage: Eukaryota; Metazoa; Arthropoda; Insecta; Lepidoptera; Erebidae.